Scleropages formosus (Asian bonytongue) is the source of this 2770-nucleotide messenger RNA. It is a transcript of the gene fancg, whose product is annotated as FA complementation group G. NCBI's taxonomy places the organism in Eukaryota, Metazoa, Chordata, Actinopteri, Osteoglossiformes, Osteoglossidae. Gene Ontology annotation, cellular component: Fanconi anaemia nuclear complex. The record is from RefSeq and is a predicted model, not a curated record. Gene Ontology annotation, biological process: interstrand cross-link repair. Bases 411 to 2384 code for a protein of 657 amino acids. Gene Ontology annotation, molecular function: protein binding. The transcript has 15 exons.
UCAUGUAUUUUGUGUAUUAAACAUAAUGGACAAUUUAUAAUCAGUUGCUUGGAAUUUUUGGAAUUUGAUUGAAUCCUUCUCCAAGGCUUUUUACUCUUCCAAUUUUCCAAACACUUGACUUGCAUUUUUCAAGACUUCUAAAUAGUGUUGGAAAAUACAAAAGGAAAAAGAUAUAAAAUGUACAUCCUGACAUUUUUGCCUAUUAAUCAUGUAAGCGUACUGCAUAUUUCUGUUUAGAUAAACGCAGCUGCUUUUCUCUUUUCGCGCUUUCCAUACCUAAAUCUGAUGUGCAGCUCGCCAUGAAAUAGGCUGCGUGCACAUUUGUUACUGUAAUUAUUUUUAAAAAAAUGUUUCUCAUUAACUCGAAUAACUGUGAAAAUCCCAAGAAGAUUAUCGCAGUCUAAUUCUUCAUGUAUUACCAAACAUCUAAAUUUGUAAAGAAAUCAAAUCAAAUGUAUCCCAGAAUGUCUUUUGGCAGUUGCUGGGAUACAUGGGUGAAAGAAAACAACAUCUUUGUCACGAAGUGGAAGUGUGCUGAGAGGAACCGGAAAGGGGAGCAACAGGAUGCACGAAGAGAGUAUUACGGUGAAAUGUGUAAUCUCCUUCGCAGAGUUCAAGGAGUUCUUCCAGUCACUGGGAGCGUCCGGCUGGAACUUGCAGUUCUUUACAACACAUCCCUGUUUUCGCUGAGCCUGUCCGAUCGUGAAGAGACAAGACGACUCGUCGUAGAAGGACUUACUAGAGUGUUGGAAGCAUUUGGCUGCGAGCCACCCGGCUCGGACCUUCUGGUUCUGUGGCGUGCUGUGCUGCAGGCUCUCCAGUCCAGCGAGUGCCUCUCCGCCAUCCACCAGCUGCUGUGCGUACAGUGGGCCCUCUGGCUCACCACUGGCCAGCUGGACAUGAUCCAGGAGGUGCUGCCUUCACACUCUCAGGUUACGAUUAGAUCUCCGUCAGGACAUCUGCCACCUUUAAUUCAAGAUCUUGUGUUUCCCAGUGAAGAGAACUCAUCUCUGUUGGUAGUCAUCUCUCCCAGGGAGCUGAAAGAGCUCACACACAUCUGCACUCUCAUUGCGAAAGGUGUUAGAAAGCUGAGAGAGGGGGAGGAAGCGGAGGCCCUUCAGGCCUUUCAGGACGCCGCCUUGCUGCCUGCACCAAGGAAGCUGCUGGCACAGAUCCACACGCUGUCGGGCAUGUGUUUGGCCAAGCUAGGGCGUCCUCAGAGUUCACUGCAGUGCUACCGAAAUGCCAUGGAGGUGGAUUUUGGGUGCAGGAGCGCACUAUACCAGAGUUGUGUGGUGUACCAGCGCCUGGGGAACACCCAGGCAGAAAUGGAGGCACUUCGUCUCCUCCACUCUGUUGUUGUAUCACCUACCUCAGAGUCAACAAGUAACAUGAUACCUCUCAUCUCACAUGUUGACCUUUUACGCAGCCAAGCCCUUGAAGGCAUCUUCAGCGUACCUGCACCAGUUGGCAUCCAGCACAUGUUGGCACAGCGAUGUCUUCACAGUGGAAGAAUAACAGAAGCAGCUGAUCACUACCUUGACCUCCUGGCCUCUUUUCAGAGUGACACAAAAAUACUGAUGAUUGCAGAUGGCCACUCAACCCUUCCCAGGAUUCCCGAUAUUUACUUAGAAGCAGCCGUUACAAUGUUGAAGGCCAAGAGGUUUUGGGAUUCCAUAGCGGUGUGUGAAGAGGUGCUUAAAAAAACUGUGGAGCUCAUCCCAGGCAGGCUAGUUCUGAAUCUGUCCAUCAAAGAAGGUAUGGAGACUGAAUCUGUAGCACCAUCAAUUCCUGGAACUGAGGACUUUGCAGGGAGAAACGGAGAGGCCAGGGAGCAGCUGAAAUACGUGCUGUGGGCUGGAACAGCCCUGCUUAUCCAAGGUCAGGCCUACAGCUGGCUGAAGGAAAACAAGGAGGCAAUAACUAGUUUAACAAGGUCCAUAAAUCUGCUUGUAAAGGUGCACUUUCUGCAUAAAGACUGGAAAUAUGGGGAUCUGGGAGACAAGGAGGCUGCUGGGAGUGAUGUCCAGGCGCUGCAGAGGCUGAAGGGUCUGGCACUGGCUAGCCGUGGGGUCAGUUUUAUGGACAGGGGACAGGACAGUGUUGCACUGCAGGACUUUCAGCUCAGUCUUCAGGCUUCUCCAGGGUUUGAAAGUGUGCAGCGUUGGCUGGUUCAUGCCCUGAGGAAGCUGAAACGUGAGGAUGAAGCACUGUCUUUCUCCAAGAGUAUGAGAAAAACUACAAGUGAGCCUGAAGCACCAUCAUAUCCCACAGGAAUUCUACCGGUUCUCCUGCAUUUAGAGUCGUACCUUGAGGACAGGAUGCCCGUGGACUCUGAGUUGUUGAAAAGCAGACACGUUUGGAGCAGAGAAGUUACACCAUGACAUCACCGGCGGUAUCUGUGUUGUUACACGGAGUGAUGACCAGAAAAACCUCUACUUGCCACAAUUUUGUCUUUGCUUAAACUGCUCAGUGAAAUAGAUUUACUCCUUCACCAUUUCUUGGGAUCACUGACAAAGUUAACAAGAGAUUAGCAGCUUGAUAGCCUGUGACACCAGUAGAGUUUCUGUGGCUCACCUUGCACCUUCUGUAAAUAUACACACUUUGCAAAUUAAUCCACACAAAUAUUUUCUGUGCAGUGUCUUGUCUGUUAGUUUAAUAUUGAAUUACUGUAAAUUAUUUACCUUUCUGUCAUAAAAUUGUGAAUAUUGUAUACUGGUUUUUGUUUGCAGACUUUCUGGGUCUGUGUCCUGCCUCAGGCACAACUGCA